UUACCUUUUUUUUCAGUUGUCAUGGUUGGGACUACUGGGAUAUAUACAACUACAUCAAAUCAAAAAAGGAAGAGGUAACUUACAUUGUACGUGCCCUUGAGGAAUCAGAAAUGCUAACGAAAUUCUAAAUUGAAGGGACAGAAUUCAAUAUUUUAGGAACAUACAGGAUGGCUAAUAAAAGUCUAGAGAGAGACCCGAUAAGGCGUUGUCCAAUGAAGCGACCUCCAAUACUUAAGCAGCUUCAAAAUAUAAUGAGGGAAUAUCCAGAAGAUGUUCAAAUUCUCCAUGAGCUAGUACAGAAUGCAGAAGAUGCUAACGCGACAGUCAUGAAGAUCAUGUAUGACCAACGUCAGAUAAAUCCACCGGGUAAACUAGGAAAAUUCUUAAAGUCUCCGGCCCUAUGUAUAUUUAAUGAUGGUGUGUUUGAUGAGGAUGAUUGGGAUGGAAUCAAAAGUGUUUGCCUUAGUCAUAAAGAGGAAAAAACUGACAAAAUCGGACGAUUUGGGCAGGGAUUUAAAUCUGUUUUUCACCUUACAGAUAACCCUGUAGUUGUCAGUGGAGACACUAUGUUGAUCAUCGAUCCAUUAAAUGUCGAUAGAGAAUGUGGUAUGGUAUUCUUAUCCAAGAUCGAAAACAUCAGCAAGACUGGGAUAUUUAAAUCGUUUGAUUUUAAUCAUAAUGCUAUCCGAAAUAAUUAUUACCCGGCAACUCUAUUCUGGUUUCCGUUAAGAUCACAAGAAAGUGAAUUAUCGAAAAAUGUUUGUACGGACUCCAAAAUGACACACAUUUUAUCAUUGUUUGAAGAAGAUGCGGCUAUUGUGUUACUUUUUCUGAAGUACCUAACAAAAAUUGAGAUACACAAUCCUACACAGUCACCGAAUCCUUUCAAGUAUAUAAAAAUAUGUUAUGCAAAAAAUAAAAGAUCUGAUUUACAAUCGUUUUGGAGUAGUAUGGACGGGAAUACAGAAACUGAAGACAGAGCAACUAAAACAUUUUCCAUCGUUAUUGACGCCGACAUACAUAUAUCAACAAGAUCAGGGACGAAAAAAGAACAUUGGACUAUAUGCCACUAUCAUGCAAGUCAUUCUGAUAUGUCCGUUGAAUUAGGACGAUUAGCAAGUGACAAAGAAGUUGCAUGUCUCCCAUAUGUUGGCGUGGCAUAUAAGAAGUCAUUAGCAGCCUAUCAUACUGGGAGAGUUUUUAACUUUCUGCCAUUGCCAGCUACAUGCAAAACUAAUCUACCUGUUCAUGUAAACGGAAACUUUGCUUUAAGUCAGAAUCGCAGACAUUUGAAACUAUCCGACGAACGAUCAGCCGAUAAAUUCAUUAAAUGGAACGAGGGUUUAAUUAAAGAAGUUUUGUCCGAAUCGUACAUGACUUUGGUACAUCAUCUCAUUGAAAAUAGUCAGAAAAAUAAAAAUACAAAAGAACUUAUUAAUGACGUUUAUAAAUGCUUACCCAAUUUGAACGUUACAGAAGAAAUAUGGCAGACACUAGUAGACAGGAUCUACUUGAAAAUAAUUGAGAAGGCAGUUUUCUUUUCUGAUCUUGGCCAUAAUGGCACGUGGGUGACGAAAAACAAAGCCAUCAUAUGUAAUGUAGACGGAUUGGUGAACUGUUCCCCUGACCAACAUCAAAGUAUUAAAACCACAGUUAAAUAUGUUUUACUUAAUCUGCAAAUAGCUGUAGUGGAUGUUCGACAAAACAUGAUGGCGUUGGUUAAAACAGGAAAUUUAAGACACAUUAUGCCUCAUGAGUUAGUUACAAUGAUAAGAAAUAGUCCACAGUCAUAUUUGAAUCUGCAAUGGGCAAGAAGGGUUGCGCUUCUCAAUUAUUUAAUUGAUGACUCAAGUAAAGAGUUCCAAGGAUUGCAGCUGUUACCAUUACAUUGUUGUAAGUUUACAACGUUCAACGAAGAAGAAGAAAAAGUAUUUGUUCACAGAUCUGAAGAAGUUAACUUAUUUAUUGGUGUUGAAAAUAGAUUUAUCUCACAAGACCUGCCUGACGGAUUAUUUAAAGAUCUGAGGUCAAUGGCAUUAAAAAAUAUGUUUCAGUUGACAACGUUGAAACUUGAAGACAUUUCCUCGUUGUUAACAUAUGUUUUUAAUAACCAUUGCUACAUCUCCGAAAAGGGGAAGUACAUUCCAAAAUGCAAACCAUCGCCUCUUAAUAAAGUUUGGAUCGCUGAUGUGUGGAAAAUGAUAACUCGUUAUAAAAAUCUAACUCAUAAAAAUCGGACAAGCAAAAUGGGAUCUUUCGAUAAUAUACCAUUAAUACCACAACUGACUGCAGACGAAACAUGCAUAGAAAAUUUUAACAUCCUCAAAGGAGAUUAUAUUGUUAAAGAGUAUAAAGGCAAAGGGUUUAGUAUGUCUAAACCAUUGCCAGUCGAUAUCAUAGCCAUGCUUGAAGCUGAAGGCAUUGCAAUUUUAAACCCAAACUCAAUCCUCGAUGAUGCUGAUAUUAUCGGAAGUUAUAUCAAAUAUCCAACAGAAGGGGGUAUAUUAGAAUUUUGUGAACAACGUCCGGAUCUAAAGAAGAAAUAUGUAACCUAUAUUGGAGUUACGGGAAAUAUGUAUCUACCUAUGGAUACUACCGCCAUUCCGUUUGGACAGCGAGAGGAACUAGUAACUCGACUAAAAAGUAUAUUACAAAAUUAUCCAAAAAAUCAUUCGGUCUUGAAAGAAAUUCUUCAAAAUGCUGAUGAUGCUGGUGCCUCCGAAGUUCAUUUUUUGUACGAUAUGCGUCAACAUCAAACUGAAACUAUUUUCAGUGAUAAUUGGAAAGUCCUUCAUGGACCUUCCUUAUGUGUUUUUAAUGAUGCAUGUUUUACCGAGAAUGAUAAGGAAGGAAUACAAAAACUUGGUAUUGGUAGUAAAAGCGGGGAGCCGAUGAAGACAGGACAAUUUGGAAUUGGCUUCAACGCAGUAUACCACAUAACAGACGCACCAGCCUUUAUGUCUAAAGGGGACCAUGCUGCUUUAGGUGGAAUGUAUUGUGUACUUGAUCCACAUUGUCGAUAUGCACCGACAGCAAGAUUUGAUAAUCCAGGUAUGUUAAUGAAACUACAAAAACUAAUUGAAAUAUACCCUGAUGUUUUUAAUACUUUCCUAACUACUACAGAGCUUAAAAGGGAGCAUGGUACUUGGUUUCGUUUGCCUUUGAGAAAUGUGGAAAUGACUAGAAGCUCUGACAUCAGGAACACACCCUUCACACAUUCUGACAUGAAAAGGCUACUUUCAGAUAUGAACUGCGAUAUUGAAGAAAGUUUGCUCUUUCUACUUAACAUUAAAAAAAUAACGUUGUCGUAUGUAAAUCAGCAAGGAACACACGUCAUUCUGAACAGAGUAGAGCUUUCACAUUCCGUAGAUAUACAAAGGACUCAUCUUAAUUUUAAGAAACGUUUCAAAGAAUAUAAUGAUAUGUUAAAGCAACCUUCCAUUGACAUAAAGUCGAUUUGCAUAGAGGAGUUUCGAUAUUUUCACGAAAUAAAAAGUUUACUAGGUAAAGAAUCAAUAUGGUUGGUUGUCCAAGCAUUGGGUUUCAGCGAACCAGAAAUGAUAGACCAUCGACUAAAAACAAGUCUUCAAGAGAAAGAAAUUUCUAUAAUACCAAGAGGUGGGGUCGCCAUUAGGAUAUUGCCGACAGCAGGCACAAAGAAAUUCAAAUCAAAAGCAUUUUGUUUAUUACCAUUGAAUAUAGAAACGGGACUAACCGGUCACGUGAAUGGACAUUUUUGUGUUGAUAUGUCAAGAAAUAAGCUGUGGGGCUCUGAUGUAGAGUUUAUUAGCGAUGUUCGUGGUAUUUGGAACUUAGAGCUUAUUCGUUUCAACAUAGCUUAUGCUUACGCAAGUUGCUUUGAGUACAUGAAAGAAAUUUCCUCUCGCCAGUAUAAUAUUGGACACUACUUAAAAUUUAUUCCCGUUUUCAAUGAGGCAAAAAGUUAUUUUUGGAGAGAACUUAUCUACUAUUUGUUUCUACAAAGCAAAACACGAAGAUUGGAAAUAUUUCCGAUAUGCCCAAGUAUUACAUCCAGCUCAUAUGUUAAAUCAUAUUUGUAUGAAUACUUGCAAACAACGAAGUGGGCAUGUCGGCAGAUUAAAAGAGAGAUGCCCGUAUUAAUUGACGAUCUAUCCGACCAAAUAAACUCCGAGGACGCUUGUAGUUUUCGAACAAUUUGCGUCGAAUUGGGGAUGAAGUUGACUUGCUCACCAAUGGUUGUGAAAGAUACUUUGUUAAAUGUAUGUACUUUUCAUCAUGCAAAAUAUACCGAACAGUCUGACUCUGCUCAUAUUCCAACUACACAAAUUUGCAUAUGCAUUGAGAGUAUAUCUCCAAAGGCAACAUUAGAUUUUUUCAAAUCAUACAAACUAAAUGUACGAGGUAGAUUUGAAAAAGACAGCUUCAAUAAAUUAAAACUAGUUGACCAGAUUAAACAAAUAUUGAAAUAUUGUCUAAAAGAAAAAAAAUGGGACAUAUGUUGUGGUGCUCCUUUGUUGUUAAAUCAAAUGAGUGAUAUUUUAGAUAUCAAAGACAGAAAUGAUCUUAUAUUGACGGAGUUUUAUUAUUUACUUCCAAAGUCUGCAGAAAAAUUCGUACACAAAUCACUUUUAGAAAUUUUCAAUAUAUACAGAGACCAUUUUAUAGUUUUGAGUAUAGACAAAUUUGCUGAACUUCUACCGAAAACAUUAGAAAUAGGUACAUAUAAACUUGAUAAACCUCGCCGCAUGGUUGAAAGUGAUUGUCGUCAGUGGUUCAAUGGUUUUUGGACAUAUAUCGAUUCCGAACGUUUGCCUCUCACGGAUCUGUCUCAGUGGUGUUUAUUGCCAGUGAAUUUAAUGUCUAUCGAAUGGCUCUUUCCCGUUAAAAUGUGUCGCUAUACAAUUGACAUCAACACCUUCAACGUCAACCCGAAACUGCAUUCAGUUUUAUCGACAAUGUCUCUACCUACAUCCUGUAUAAAGUCUAGAGUGUUGCUUGAUCUGCAAGCAAAAUAUCAUGAUAUAGAUACAACACUGAAAUGUCUACAUUACUGGCGAAAAGAAAUUAAUCCUGGUUCAAAAUUAACGAGCGAACAAUGCAUGGUUGUUCUUAUGUACCUCAUUAAAGACAUCUGUUCCGACAACCGAGAACAAAUUCAGAAAUUAAAAGAUUUGCCAUUGUUUCCAACAUUAGAUAGGGGCACUCUAUCUGUGUCAGGAAAGAGACUUUUAAUAUUUGAUAAUAAGAUUAAAAUACCGACAAAUGGAUUGUUAGAUUUAUUUGAUAAUUUAAACAUACUAGUGCUGCAAGAUUUUAAAGGUCUUCAUGUUUCAAUUUUAUAUGAACUACUCCAAUGUGAGAUGAUAAAUGCUGGGACUUUGUACGGUAAUUUCAUUCUGAAGCAUUUCCAUUACAUAUCAGACGAGAGGAAUAGAAUUAUUCACUUGGAAUUUAUUAGAGACAACCUUCUUCAUGACCUAAAUUUAAGUCCUCUUUUACCCGCAGCAAGUUUGAUUUACAAUGGAAAUAGUUUUCAGAAGGUCAGUGAUUUUUUUGACAAAAACAAUGAGUUAUUUUCAACCAUGUGUACAACACCUGAGUUUCUACCACAUCCGUUUAACACCAUAUGCUGGAGAAAUUUUAUGAUCACUGCUGGUUUGAAAAUUCAGAUGUCUGAAGAUAUCAUACAUCGAUUUGCGAAAAGAAUUGCAGAUUCAGGGUUGCAAAAAGAGACAUACUCUCGAAGUGAGAUGAUUUUGAAUGAAUUCCUAAAUUAUGUACAAACUAGUCCAAUACAUGUUCAUUUUUUAUCUGAAUUAUCCGUAAUUAAAUUUAUAGCAGUAGAGAAAAACGAACACCGUUAUGAAAAAAUUCACCCGUCGUACAGAACCGGCCUUAGACUAAUUUCCUAUAAAACUGCAAUUUCUAAUCAUUGUCGCAAUCUGGCGUGGACUUCAGCCGACAUUUUACCAAGUUAUGCCAUGCCAUAUAAUAGCAAAAUUGAAAAACAAUUGAAUAUUAGGGAUCCUGAUUUUCUAACUGUAGUACAACACGCUAAAAAUAUAUGUCUGAAGUUAGUGAAGACCUGUGAGGAACAUGAUCAGAGUUUUAUUAAAGACGUUUUUAGCUCUGUAUACGAAUAUUUCAGCAAACAUCUCGAUAAAAUUAGUAAUGUUAUCUGCAUUCCGAUUGUGCAUGUUAGGAAAUAUAAGAAAUUUGUUAGAGCAAAUCAAUUAAUCGUAAAUUUUGUAGAAAAUGAUGAGAUAGUUCCUUAUUUGGUUAAAUUGCCAAUUGAAUAUGGAACUUACCAUGAACUGUUUGCAAAACUUGGUAUGAGAACUGAUCCAAAUAUAAAUUCGUACUGUAAAGUAUUAGAGCAAAUUUACCAACAUACCAGAGAAAGGAAUCUCAGCCCUAAAGAAAUUCACUGUACGAAAAAAGCUAUGCAGGGACUAAUGAAAUCGUUGCAAAAUCUCGAAAGUCCUUUUACAGAACUUGAAGUGAACGUUUUGUACCUGUUAUCAGAAACGAAUGUUUUGAUGCCAUCAAAUAACUUAUAUUACGACAGCUUAGAAAUUCCUCGAGAAAGCUUGAAAGGAAACACCAACUUAUCUUUGAUAGCAAGACUUGACUGUUUUGGCUUUAACGUAGAUGAGUUAUAUGAUUUGUUCUCGAUGUUGCCAGCAAAACACCACCCGAUAUCAAUAAAGUCAAUUCUUACAGAAAAAUUGACAUCGUUCCCUUUAAAAGAGAGUCAAACUGUCUUGGAUCUUCAGGAAUGUCUUACCAGUGAUACUUUUAUAACUGCUGUUUUAAGAUUUGUUAAACAUGACCAGCAGUUAUUGAAAAACGACUUUAAUACAAGUACAAUGAAGACAGUCUUUGCUAAACUGAGGCGUGUACGUCUAUUGGCAGUAUCAGAGUUAAAAACAUCUUUGGUAGAUGAAGAUGGGCGAGAGUGCUCGACUACAGAAAAAGUAUGCUUCUACUUGGAACCAGAUGAUCUGAUGUACAUAGAUGACAUGACCUUGAGGACAAAUGAUUGGUUGCAAACUUAUGACGUUCAACUUGAAGAAGUGAUUCGGAUCAUUUGCAAUUAUAAGUUUUUACGUGGCACUUUACUAAAAAUCCUAAAUAAAGUGCAUGCUCAAUUAAAUGUAAUUCAGGAAAGGUUAACACAAAUUGGUAUUCCUUUUAUUGAAGGUGCGGUUUUAAAUGAAGCUUGGUUUCCUUGUCCUGGCUCGUUUGUUCCAGAGGACUUGCACUCAUUUAUUCGUAUGGCAUUGCGACCCAUUACAGUCAAAGAAUAUGCAGUUAUGAAAUACCCUCGGAACAACUGCAAUAUAGACGGAAAUGUCCAAUACAUAUAUGUUAUUAUCACGAGUAUUUCACAUAUAUUUGGAAGUUUGUGUUACAAAAUAAAUGCCGGUGAUAAGUUCAACGGAUCAGAUCCUAUUCCUGAAGACGAAAUUCUGGAAAUUUAUACAGAAUGUUCUGAAAAUGAAACCAAGGGUGAAAGCAGCCAAUCGUCUGCAUAUAAGUCAUCAGGAUUUGCAUAUAGUUCGAGUUAUCACAGUACUUCAAAUUCUGCAAGAAAUUUUCAUUGCAGUGGGAAACCUAAUCCACAAAUACAUUUAGGACGAAAAUGGUUAGAACAAGCAAAUUAUGAUUUCAAGGCUGGCACAAUUACCUUUGCUGGGAUUGAGAGCAUCCCCUUCAAGGGUUAUAACUGGAUUUGUAUUCAAUGUCAGCAGGCUGCAGAAAAGGCAAUUAAAAGUGCAAGAUGUGCCACUGAUUAUGACAGUUUGGUGUUUUCACACAACUUGACUGAUAAUAUACCCGAUUCCGAUGGUAGACUGACAGAUUUGGCUCUUCAACUGAAAGGAAUACUGAAAGACGUCAAUCUUUUGCGAUACCCAGAUCAUCAGGGUACUAUUCCAGCAGAUCGAUAUUCAAGAGACAACGCUAUCCAAGCUCUUCAAAUUACAAAUGAAGUUCUUCAAUAUAUAUCUAGGAAAUAUUUUCCAAAUUGAAUAUAAAAUUUAAGAAUUGUACAUUUAUUUCAUUAAACAUUAUACUUAGGAGUGAUCGUUUUACAAGCGUUGUAUAAAUUUGUAUAUGAAUAUAUAUCGUAAAAGGGUAAAAAAAAAUUCUGAGUGCCAUAUCGACACAACACAUCGUAUGGAUAGAAGCUUUCUGUCCAAUUUUAAAUAACGAUACAAAAUCGUUUUGAUAUUGUAUUCCUCGAACAUUAAGCUUCGCGUCAAUUUAUAAGUUUGGUCUCACAUUGUCUUCUGUUCGAAAACUUUCGAUCAGUCCUUUAGGCGUCAGAAUCAUUACUCUCAGGAAAAGUGAUCAUACUGGGCCACUUUCUCAAUUUUUAUAUUCUUUCUUGAAGAGAUUCAUUUUCGUCGAAGUGAAAAUAAAAAGUUUUACUUAAAGGGCAUUAGCUGUCCAAUUAAUGUUCACCGAUUUGACUCAAAUUCUCAUGCUUGAUUUAUAACAUACUAAAACGUAUGUCCAAAUUACAAAAAAUCUAAAUUAAACAUGCAUGGAGUCGAUAAUAAGUAUCAACAUUUCGUGUGUAUUUUUUUAUCUAGACGUCAUCUAAUUAACCAUCGAGAUACGUCCGAAGACUGCCGACGGUCAUAUAACCCGAUAUAAACAUAAAUAUAAAUAUAAACAGAUAGCGACCACGUGCAAUUGGAUUUUUCAAGGUCUGUUUGAUUUAAUAUUGUAGGUUAAAAAGUAUAUUUAUAAUCGUUUUAACCUGUAUAAGAAUGAUUUAUUGUGGAUAGAAUCAGUCAACCAAUUGCUUCAUCCUUGUUUCACUUUCAAUGUUGACAUUCUUUUUCUUUUAAUAGCUGAAUACAUGCGUAACCCAUCUCCAGCUAAGGAAUUAAGUUGGGGAUCACAUGAAUACAGAUUCAAUGAGGUCGAAUUAUUCACUUUCAAGUGAAUAAUUCAUCAGCGAUGGUUCUUAGCUUAUUUUGACAAUUGAACCAAAUUGGCUGCUAAAAGCGAAUUAGUAUUUCACUAUAUCACUUCCAUCAAUGAUUGAACAAAAGAAAAUCAUAUUUUGUUUUAUAUAUGUCUCGAAGCUAAUGCCCCUUUAAAAAUUGAGAAAUUGAAUUGUUUCCCGUUAUAAUAUUAAGAUACGAAACCAACUGACAAUUGCAAGAAAUGUUCUUUAUGUAAAUCUUCACUGGUCUGUAAAAUCUUAGGACGAUACGGCAACAUCCAUAAAAGAUGAUAUUAGUAUAAAUACUUAAAAAUCAGAAAAUUCAUUUAGGUGUUGCGUUUCUAUUGACACUCAGUUUGAAUUAAAUAUGCAAUCAAUAUACAUGUAAAACUGUAGUCAAGUGGUGGAAUAAAUAUUUAAAUAUA
Messenger RNA from Mytilus californianus (California mussel), 9369 nucleotides. RefSeq names its product sacsin-like. NCBI's taxonomy places the organism in Eukaryota, Metazoa, Mollusca, Bivalvia, Mytilida, Mytilidae. The record is from RefSeq and is a predicted model, not a curated record. Gene Ontology annotation, molecular function: Hsp70 protein binding. Bases 168 to 8015 code for a protein of 2615 amino acids. The transcript is spliced from 8 exons.